CACACUCACGCAUCACAGAGUAACAGCAGCAGGGCGAGGACAGAGCAUCCCUCCAUCUCUCUUUCUGGAGAAACAAGUCUGGCUCUUUUGAAUUAUUGAAGCCCCUACCGAAGCCCCGUGCAUUAUUCAACAUAAUCAAAGCCGAGAUAUCGCGGAGACAUACCCCCACCUCGACAUCAGGGGAGCGAGUCGGCCGUAGAGAAGAGAGCUCGGUGUGAAAGCAGACGGACCGUUUCAGCACCUCGGACAGCGACCAUGGCUCCAAUGGUGGAGGACGGAGCUCAGCUCGUGGCAGUGCCAGUAGGUGUUGCUGUGGUGAGUGUCUUUGGCCUUGUCUUCAGUGUGUCAGCCUUUGCAUGGAUCUGUUGCCAGCGUAAAAACACCAAAUCCCAGAAGACACCUCCCUACAAGUUUGUGCACAUGCUCAAAGGGGUCGACAUCUACCCGGAGAGCCUCAGCGGCAAGAAGAAGUUCGCUGCACCUGCCACCACGACGACUAAUGACAGCAGUAAAACUGACGUUAACGGGAACUGCCACACUACGUCACUAAUGAGCCCGACCGGCACCGGUAAACUGGCGUCAAGUCCAAAUGAUUCCAGGCCGGCUCUGCAUCUGGAUCUGGAGAAACGGGAUCUGAAUGGCAACUUCACCACCAAACCAUUUCAUCACCACCACCAGAAGGUGCGGAGCUCCCCGGACCUGGAGCUGCCCUCUCCCCAUGCAGGGUUCACCCAGCCUGGGGUGAUGGACCGCCGUGACCUCCCUUCACCUUCCAGCACCCUCUCAAGCCAGGCACCCACCCCGGCUGUGGACAAGCCCCAGGGAGAGGAGAGGGAGGGUGGGCUAGGGACCCUCCAUUUCUCCCUGGACUACCAGGCAGAGAGAAAGGCAUUCAUUGUCCAUAUCAAGGAAGCCCAUGGCCUGACCCCAACGGAUGAGCAGUCCCUGACCUCUGACCCUUACAUCAAGCUGACCCUGCUGCCCGAGAAAAAGCACCGGGUGAAGACCAGAGUCCUGAGAAAGACUCUGGACCCCGCCUUUGAUGAGACCUUCAGCUUCUACGGGAUCCCGCUGGCCCGAGUGUCGGAGUUGGCCCUUCACUUCAUGGUGCUCAGCUUUGAUAGGUUCUCUCGUGAUGAGGUCAUCGGAGAGACCCUUGUACCUUUGUCCGGGAUCGACUUAUCAGAGGGGCGUGUCCUGAUGAGCCGAGAGAUCAUCAAGAGGAAUGUCAAGAAGUCCUCAGGCCGAGGCGAGUUACUGCUGUCCCUGUGUUAUCAGUCCACCACCAAUACUUUGACUGUGGUCGUCCUUAAAGCUCGCCACCUGCCCAAGACUGAAAACAAUGGACCUACAGAUCCAUACGUCAAGGUGAACAUGUACCAUGGGAAGAAGCGGGUUUGCAAGAAGAAGACCCACGUGAAAAAAUGCUCCCCCAACCCGGUCUUCAACGAGCUCUUUGUCUUUGAUCUGCCCUCCAACGAGGGCCUGAGGGACACCAGCGUGGAGCUGCUGCUGAUGGACUCAGACACAGGCAACUCACGCUGUCCCAACACCAUCCUUGGGCGUCUGGUGUUGGGCACGUCAGCGGCAGGCACCCCGGGCGAGCACUGGAGGGAGAUCUGCGACCACCCACGUCGCCAGAUUGCCAAGUGGCACGCCAUGUCGGAGGAUUAGAACGCAGGGGUGUUGGUGGAUUCUGUCGUCCAUAUCCGAUCUGGUCUGACCACGAGAGGGAUGGAGGGAGGAUGGGCAGGAUUUAACAUCCCUGCUAGCCAGUACCCAUUGGACUUUC
Morone saxatilis (striped sea-bass) is the source of this 1792-nucleotide messenger RNA. It is a transcript of the gene syt4, whose product is annotated as synaptotagmin IV. Gene Ontology annotation, biological process: cellular response to calcium ion; regulation of calcium ion-dependent exocytosis; vesicle fusion. Bases 256 to 1674 code for a protein of 472 amino acids. Lineage: Eukaryota; Metazoa; Chordata; Actinopteri; Moronidae. Gene Ontology annotation, cellular component: synapse; axon. The record is from RefSeq and is a predicted model, not a curated record. Gene Ontology annotation, molecular function: clathrin binding; calcium-dependent phospholipid binding; SNARE binding. The transcript has 5 exons.